AUGUUUGAACAAUACUAUGAUAAUAAUGAUGGAAAAAAUAAUGAAGAAGUAAGAAUUGAUAAAGAAACAACUCAGAGAUUGUAUAAAAUAUUAGUUAUUGGAGAUCCCGGAACAGGAAAAUCAAGUAUAAUUAGACAAUUUGUUCAAAAUACAUAUACACAAUAUUACAAAGCAACUGUUGGUGUUGAUUUUGCUACUAAAAUUCUUAUGCAUGAAGAUGGUACUUUAUUAAGAUUACAGUUAUGGGAUGUUUCUGGACAAGAUAGAUUUAGUAAUUUAACAAGAGUCUACUUUAAAGAUGCUCAUGGAGCAAUUGUAGUGACAGAUUGUUUAAGGAAUAGCACCAUGGAUGGUGGUUUAAAAUGGAAAAAUGAUUUAGAUAAUAAAAUAAGACUAGCUGAUGGAAAUUUGAUACCAACAAUAUGUGUAGCAAACAAAUGUGAUGUAAAAAGAGAUUUAAAUGAAGAAAAAUUUGAUAAAUUUUGUAGAGAAAAUAAUUUUUGCAAAGGAAUGAUAUGUAGUGCUAAAGAAAACAUUGGUAUUGAAAAUGUUUUUAGAGAGCUUUCAACAAUGAUUUUAGAUAUUGACAAAAAAGGAUUGUAUGAAAUACCAGCAUAUUUAAGAGAUUCUAACACAUAUCGUCUUUCUGAUUUGUCAUCUGAAAUUUAUCAACGUAUUGAUAAAAAAAAUACUAAACCAAAUGGCUUUAUCAAAACAUUUUGUUGUCAAUAG
This is a messenger RNA of Strongyloides ratti, 732 nucleotides long. RefSeq names its product FI09421p. NCBI's taxonomy places the organism in Eukaryota, Metazoa, Nematoda, Chromadorea, Rhabditida, Strongyloididae. The coding region runs from base 1 to 732 and encodes 243 amino acids. The record is from RefSeq and is a predicted model, not a curated record. Gene Ontology annotation, molecular function: GTPase activity; GTP binding. The transcript is spliced from 2 exons.